This is a messenger RNA of Penicillium diatomitis, 945 nucleotides long. Its product is annotated as NRDE family protein. NCBI's taxonomy places the organism in Eukaryota, Fungi, Ascomycota, Eurotiomycetes, Eurotiales, Aspergillaceae. Gene Ontology annotation, biological process: Golgi organization; protein secretion. Gene Ontology annotation, cellular component: Golgi apparatus. The coding region runs from base 1 to 945 and encodes 314 amino acids. The transcript is spliced from 2 exons. The record is from RefSeq and is a predicted model, not a curated record.
AUGUGUAUCGCAUUGGUCUCGACCGCACACCCUGCGUAUUCACUCAUUGUGAUUGACAACCGUGAUGAAUUCCUUCGACGGCCGACCUCAUCGGUCGAUUGGUGGCCAGAGCCGGCUUCGUUUGUCCUCGGGUCGCGCGACAUGGCGCGAGAAGACCACGGCACAUGGAUGGGCGUCACUAAACAGGGCAAAGUAGCGGUGCUCACCAAUUUUCGCGAAGAUCACUGUGCCCAGGCUGUCGGUGUGCAAAGCCGCGGUCGCAUCGUCAACAGCUGGCUCACCGGAGCCCCGGAGCAGAACCAGACCACCCUCGACUUUGUGCGAGACAUGGUCGCCAGCCCAGCCACCAAGCAAGUCGGUGGGUUCAGCCUGCUUUGUGGCCGACUGAGUGAGCCUUUGGCGAUUGUCUCCAAUCGGUCCACGGAUUUGGACCAAAUCACCUGGGUUGCCGCCGAGAAGAACCAAACCCGGGGGCUUAGCAACACCAGCUUCGAUGACCGCACUUGGCCGAAGAUUCUCAAUGGCGAGCAGCUUAUGGAGCGUGCCAUCAAGGAUCAUGCGCAGGCCCAAGAGGACGAAGAGGCCCUUUUGUCACGACUUCUCGGAGUGUUGAGUACCGACUCCCUGCCACGCUUGCCGGAGGGAGCGAGCGUCGAAGAGUACAUUGCACAUCUCCGACACAGCAUUUUCGUCCCUAAGCUCGGGCAGGAUGACGAGAUUGAUCCAGCAGCAGGAGUUGCUGCUGCCCGCGUGGAAGACGAAACGAAACAACCUCGGGUCCAGGACUAUCUGUCCGGGCCGUAUGGGACACAGAAGCAGACAAUUCUGCUAGCUCGGCCCGAUGGUCGAGUUCGGUACUUUGAGCGAACUCUAUACGACAACAAUGCACAGGCCGUGCCUACCGGGACGGGCGAUCGGUCCUUUGAGUUUCACAUCGAGCAAUAG